This is a messenger RNA of Phoenix dactylifera (date palm), 1891 nucleotides long. RefSeq names its product zinc finger protein ZAT9-like. The record is from RefSeq and is a predicted model, not a curated record. NCBI's taxonomy places the organism in Eukaryota, Viridiplantae, Streptophyta, Magnoliopsida, Arecales, Arecaceae.
GAGAGAGAGAGAGACCCAUAGCACCACUUAUAGAGAUACAAAAGAGCUUAGUCUUCCACCAUACAAACUCACUAACCAACCUCUCUAGAAAAACCACCCACCCAACUCCGCUCUCAUUCCCCCUUCCUCUCUUUCUCUUCUCCAUCCAUCUUUCUUCUAUUCUAUGAUGGCUAUGGUGAUGGACCAACAGCAGCAGCCACAGCAGCAGCAGGUCUACAAGCACUACUGCCGGGUCUGCAAGAAGGGAUUCGGCUGCGGCCGUGCGCUUGGUGGCCACAUGCGAGCCCACGGCAUCAACGACGACGCGCCCGGCGGCCAUGCCGACCCCGAUGACGACCCCCCUUCGAGCGAAUGGGAUGACAAGCUCAAUCCACCCGGUGGCCACAGGCGCAUGUACGCCCUCCGCACCAACCCCAACCGCUUCAAGAGCUGCCGCGUCUGCGAGAACUGCGGCAAGGAGUUCCUCUCCUGGAAGUCCUUCCUCGAGCACGGCAAAUGCAGCUCCGGGGAGGACGCCGGCGACGACUCCCUCGCCUCGUCCCCUCGAUCCGAUGCCGACGCCGACGACCCCGUCCGAGGGUGCGCGGGCUGGUCGAAAGGGAAGCGGUCGCGCCGGGCCAAGGCGGUCGUGCCUGUCUGCCCGCCCAGCGAGGAGGAGGACCUUGCCAAUUGUCUCGUGAUGCUGUCGGCCGCUCGUGUUGACCCGAUGGUCAUCGUCGAGCCCGAGGAGUCGUGCGCCUCCGCCAGCAAGGAAGAAGACCGGCGGCAGCACCCGAUCACGAUCGCCGCCACCACCGACAAGUCUAAAGCCCCCGCCCCGGCCGUGCCGAGAGGAAUGUUUGAGUGCAAGGCUUGCAAGAAGGUCUUCAGCUCCCACCAGGCCCUCGGCGGCCACCGGGCCAGCCACAAGAAGGUCAAGGGCUGCUUCGCCGCCAAGCUCGACGACCUCGACGAGGCCCCGCCCGACGACGAGGUGAUUACUCAUGAUAACAACAGCAACGGCGAGAUGGCGAUGGCGAUCGUGCCAUUCGACAACCCGCCGCUGGCCGUGACGCCGCUCAAGAAGAAGUCGAAGGUGCACGAAUGCUCGAUAUGCCACCGGGUGUUCGCGUCAGGACAGGCGCUUGGCGGGCACAAGCGGUGCCACUGGAUCACAUCGAACGCACCGGAUGCUGGUGCGGUUGCGAAGCUCCACCCGCUGCCGCCCGACCAUGCCUCCGCGGGCCUCCACCCCCAGUUGAUGCUGACGCCCAUGUUCCAGAGCUCGGACGCGCUCGACCUCAACCUCCCGGCCCCAAUUGAGGAGGACCCGGCUGGGGUCCGGCAGGACAUCAGAAGCUCGUUGCUGCUUCAUAUGCCAUCAUCACUAUAUCUAAAGCCAUGGAUUGACCAGAGCAACACCAACACCAACAUCGACAAGAACAAAGCCACUUCUCCCAGCAACAGCAACAAUAACAACAACGUGAUCAACAGCAGCAGGGAUCACAACGACGAAGCAAUUACUAAUGCGAGUGUGGAUGAGGAGGCGGACAGCAUGGUCAAGCUAGCGAAGCUGAGUGACCUCAAGGACAUCAACAUGGGAGGGGAGAGCUCUCCUUGGUUGCAGGUGGGAAUUGGGCCAUCUACCAAUAAGAGCAGCGAACCAUGAGGAAAAGGAAAGGAAAUCUAAUUCCAUUUUCAGGAACUUUAUGUUGUACAAGGUGACUGUAAUUACAAGUCCAACUCAUUGGAAUUUUUUGAUUUUUUUUUUUUGUUGUUUUUUCAUCUGUUUAAAGAUCGUGUAAUUAUUUUUUCAAACAAUUUUUUUUGUGAUUAAUGGAGGCCAAUCUCUUGAGGCCAUAUGAUCGACUGAUCUGGCAACUGUUUUAAAUAAAGAAAAGGAUUCUUUUUA